This is a messenger RNA of Hyalella azteca, 1568 nucleotides long. RefSeq lists its product as uncharacterized. The transcript is spliced from 3 exons. Lineage: Eukaryota; Metazoa; Arthropoda; Malacostraca; Amphipoda; Hyalellidae. The record is from RefSeq and is a predicted model, not a curated record. The coding region runs from base 195 to 1430 and encodes 411 amino acids.
CUCAAGUGAUACCUGAACAUCAUGUUUGGCCGGUCGAAACAGUAGAAUGUUCUAAUGUCUCACAUCAAUGCACAACUUCUUUACCUCACGGGUCAAGAGAUAUAUCAAACAGUGUUGAGGAAAGUUUGCCACUAGCAAGAAAUGAUCUGUGUUCCAAUUCCUGUUAUCGAGAAGUUCCGUCCACUGAGCGACCGAUGCUGAUGAACCAAACGGUUGAAAUUCCCGGGAAUAUAAUGACACUCCCAGUACAAGAUGAACAGCAACAAGCCACGUUGCACCAAGGCACGUUCACAGUCAGUCACUCUACCCCGGUUUCUCACACUCCAAAGAAAUCCUAUCGAGUGCAUUUCAGCCCAAGCACCUACGCCGGCGAUGGUUCCGUACACGGCGCUGGUCAAAACCUAAAUUAUUCUUGCCUGCCAAAGUUUCGACCAGAAACCUAUGACGAUAGCUGUCGUCGAGAAGUUUGCGCAUCGUCUCAUCACGCGAUGCCUUUGAAUAGUAAAAUUUUCCCUUCCGCUUCGCGUCUAGCUUUCCAGCCUGAAGAAUACGUUAGCACGACAACCCAGAGCGGCCAAAUCUCUAAUGCGCUACAGGUAUCCUCGGUCUCCAAUGGAUCAAACUCUGCCGCCAAUAAAACCAGUUCUUUCUUUGAAUUUGACAAGCCUACUCUGAGUGAAGCUAUUUCUACUGUCAACCCUUUGCAGGCUUUGUUUCCUCCAAGCCCAAAAAUUUUGCUUGCGGAAGAUACUAGUUUCAAUAUCCAUGGCUGUCGUGAAUACAAUGAAUUUCUUUCAGUAUCUUCGGCUUCCGGAGUGAUUAUCACAGAAUACCAUUCUGACGAUGACUGUGAUCGUCAAGAGAGAAGAAGCUUUGCUGCAAACCGAGAAGCUCAAGAAAGGUGCCCUGCUGCUGUCGGCUGGAUGAAACAAACACGUGACGAUUAUCCCUUCAAUACGCAUACACCAUCAAACGGUGUUGGUGAUGGCCAAAAUAUUAUAAAUUCUGAUUCUCAGCGUGAGUUCUAUCCGACGAUCCUGCAAAAUCAAAUGACUACGGACAAGAACAACAACGUUGUUGUUGACCAUAUCUUCCAGGCGCGCUUCUACACGGAUGAGAAUACCAAUCGUAUGCACGGCAUGUACGAUAAAUCGUUGUUGCCAUUCAAAGGAAAUAUACGACCACGGGAAGCUCAAAUAUCAGAAACGCAGUUCGUGACGCAAUCGGAGGAUGCCUGGUGCGUCGGGGGACGUCUGGUGCAUGUGAGCUCCGUGGAGGGCUGCGUGCCUGCCUCCUGCUGCCCUCUGCCUUCCCUCCUGCAGCAGCAGAAUGCAGCGUGGGAACCGAAUAUUUCAAGUACUUCGUUCCGAGACUUCACAUCCCAACAUGGAUUGAACAACCUAUCAUUUUUCCCUGCCAACAUGCAUUAAGUGACUUCAGGAAUGAGAAAUCAAUUAAAAUGGAACUCGGUGGUAGCGAAAAAGAUGUAUAGCAGAGAGAAAAUGUACAUUAUAUUCACGUUGUUCUUACAGUGCUAACGAAAGUAGACACAUCGUGUCGAGUGCGGA